This is a messenger RNA of Lodderomyces beijingensis, 1428 nucleotides long. The record is from the annotation of a GenBank genome assembly. NCBI's taxonomy places the organism in Eukaryota, Fungi, Ascomycota, Pichiomycetes, Serinales, Debaryomycetaceae.
AUGGGUGCAGCUAUAUCGAUCCCGUUGAUGCCACUUGCGUGGUUGUCGUCCUCACUAGCUUCUUGCUUUGGAGCUGCUGCAUGCACGGCAUUCUGUUCUUCAAUCGGUGGCACGUUUCGGUCGUCCAUGAUGACCAGAAUCACCUAUGCCAUCAUGUUACUUCUCAACUCGCUAUUAUCGUGGAUAGCACUAUCGCCGUUCAUUGUGCAUAAGCUAGAGAAAGCGUCGUUUGGAUUUAUCAAUAUUGCGUGUGGUCCAGAUGGAAGCCAGUGUAUCAGCUUUACCUCGGUCCACAGAAUCAAUUUCGCCUUGGGGGUGCUACAUUUGAUCUUGGCUGGGUUGUUGGUUGACGUCAAAUCCACGGCAAACCCAAGAGCAGUUAUCCAGAACGGGUGCUGGAAGAUGAAAAUCUUGGCGUGGGUGGCUUUUAUAUUUAUCAAUUUCGUGCUUAUCCCCGACGAGUUUUUCGUAUUCUACGGAAACCACAUCGCCAUUGUGUUUUCCACCAUCUUUUUGGGGAUCGGGUUGAUUUUGUUGGUGGACUUUGCUCACGCGUGGGCCGAAAAAUGCUUGGAAAAGAUUGAAAUGGAAGAGCUCACGGGAGAAGGCGACGCAGGAUUCUGGAAGAAACUAUUGAUUGGAGGCACAUUGGCAAUGUACACCGCCAGUAUAGUGCUCACGGUGGUUAUGUACUGGUUCUUUGCAGGAAGCGGGUGUUCCAUGAACAAAACCGCCAUCAGCUUGAACCUCGUGUUUGCCACCAUCAUCUCGGGCAUGUCCAUCCACAACACGGUUCAAGAAUACAACCCGCAAGCAGGACUCGCGCAAUCGUCAAUGGUUGUGUUUUACUGCACUUAUUUGGUGAUGAGUGCCGUUGCCUCGGAACCUGACGACAAGUACUGCAACCCCUUGAUAAGGUCAAAGGGAACGAGAACUGCCAGCGUGAUAUUGGGGGCCUUUUUCACGUUUAUUGCCAUUGCUUACACUACGACAAGAGCAGCAGCAAACUCGGCGUUCAGCUCCGAAUCUGCAGACGAAAUCUCGGGCACAAACGCCACCCAGCCAGCAGCGAGAAACGAAAUGAGGUACCAAGCGAUAAAGCAAGCAGUUGACGAGGGUUCACUUCCGGAAAGCGCGUUGCACCAACAGGACCUCUACGAUGACGAAAACGCAGGCGACGAAGAGAGAGCAUCAGUGCAGUACAAUUACUCCUUGUUCCACAUUAUAUUCUUCCUAGCCACGCAAUAUGUCGCGACACUCUUGACGAUAAACGUGAAGCAGGAUGACUAUGGCGACUUCGUGCCAGUCGGCAGAACAUAUUUUGCAAGCUGGGUCAAGAUUGUCAGCUCGUGGGCAUGUUUUGCUCUAUAUGGAUGGAGUUUAUUGGCUCCUGUCAUCUGGCCCGAUAGAUUUGGCGUCCAGCUAUAG